Molecule: messenger RNA, 14407 nt
Organism: Hemicordylus capensis (graceful crag lizard)
Lineage: Eukaryota; Metazoa; Chordata; Lepidosauria; Squamata; Cordylidae
Gene: PDZD2
Product: PDZ domain containing 2
Exons: 28
Coding region: 1067-9151 (2694 amino acids)
Molecular function (GO): protein binding
Source: RefSeq, a predicted model, not a curated record
AUUUUAAUCUGUAACUUUUAAAUAUUUUAAAUUGUGUAUACCACCUAGAGAUGUACAUAUUAGGUGGUAUAAAAACAUGAUUGAUAAAGUAUUUUCUUUUUUUAUCCUGUUUGCAAAAUUUGCAUAUGUUCUUUUUUCAUACCCUAUUACAGUAACGUACCCAAAACAAAAUGGCCUUAAGAACAUGCCUUUACCUCUCAGCCCUUCCUAUUAGAGGAGGAACUACAAAGCAUGCCAAUAUCCAAAAAGAGGAACUGAGAGUUCUUCGCACCCUGGAAAACCUAUAGGAGAAUGAACUCCACACACGUUUCUCUGGUUGUCAUAUUCUGGGAGUGUUUGAUCACACCAACUCAGAGGUGGCCAAAGACCUCCAGGUGCCUGGGGCAAGGUAGUUCUGUACACACACGAGGAAGAUGAAAUCCCCUGGCAAUUACAAAUUAAGAUGAAAGUCUAGCCAUUCCUCUUAAAGUCUGGUUUGGCAAAUUUGCUGAUGAACUCCUAGAGCAGAUUUCUAGUAAACCCUUUCCAGUUUUGUGACGAUCUGAUCAAACUGAGGGAAAUAGAUCUUGAGGGCGCUUUUGAUAUUUUAUUGGGAAAGAUACAUAAGGAAGGAAAAGCUCAAUUUGCUACAGAAUGGAACAAAGGUUUGCAUGUAAUCAGGAUAUCCCCAAAUGGUCAAGCAGGUGCUGAUGAAUGUGGAGGAGCAAUUACAUUGCUGCUAGUGGAAUACUGGGUGCCUGAAUGGUUUCUGUCUGGGCAGCUGUGGAAUGAAGCAAACAAGAAGUCCCUGUGGCUUCCUUCCUCUUCCUCUUGCUGAAUUCUCCAGAGCGAUUGUUUCCACUUUGUCAUAAAAAUCAUUCUGUUAUCUUUGGCCAAAUUUGGGAGCAGAGAGAGAGACUUUUUGUGCAUUUUGUGCAUCUGUCUCUCCCUGUGUGCCUUUGGAUCUCUCAGUAUGGCUCAUGGUGAAGUAGAAGACUACCUUAAAAUGGAAAGUUGCCUCAGUCCAGUUCUAGUCGCUCAAUCUGGCAAGCAGUUCUUCACGUAAUGGAAUCCUGGAGUGACCACAAUGCCCAUCACUCCGGAGAAUGCGGUGCUUUUUCUUCCCAUCCUUUACCGAUGGCUGCAAAACCAUCUGAGGGAGGAAGUGGAAGAGCCGGAACAGAGGCUUUGCCAUUCCGCCAUCAAGAAGCUGAGGGAGUACAUCCAGCUGAACUUCCCAGUGGAAGAGGGCAAACUGCAACAUGGGACAAGACCCCUGGACAUGGAGAUCUGUACUGCCUACCUGACCAAGGAUCCAGGAAAGACAGAGGCUCUCGGCCUAAGUUUUGGAAACAUCCCUGCUCUGGGAGACUAUGGAGAAAAGCGGAGAAUGGGGAGAAAACGGAAGGGGCAUAAGGGUCCUGUGCUUGAUGUUGGAAGCAUUUGGGUCACCGACUUAAAGAAAAACAGUCCAGCUGGGAAAUGUGGAAGAGUUCGCCUGAGAGAUGAGAUCCUGUCACUGAACGGACAGUUGAUGGUCGGGGUGGAUGUCAGUGGUGCAAGCUACCUUGCUGAUCAGUGCUGGAAUGGCGGCUUCAUCUACUUGAUCAUGUUGCGUCGCAUUAAGCGUAAGGCCCCUCUUCCUCCCUCGAAUGGCAACAACAGCAACAGCAGCGAGCCCAAAGCCAGGCCUACCUCCGAGCCCAGUGGGAAGACAGCUCAAAAUGGCAAAAGGACUAGAAAGUUCGGGGUCAUUACCAGAACACCCGCUGGUGGCAAGGAAAGUAAAGGCAGCAAAGCAAGCCCCCGGAUGGAGCAUGACAAUGGACACUGCGCCCUUAUGGAAGUGGACAGGCUGCAGCCAGAGGGGUCCAGAGCAGAAAGUAAUGCAGAAGAUCGGCUUCAGAAAGCAGAUUCUCCUUUCCCAGCAGGACAAUACAGGUCCCGCCUUUCAGAUGGAGGGAUUCUAGACCUAAACUCCAGUGAACUGGCCUUGCAGAGAGACGGCUGCCGGAUAUGGAAGAUGACCAUGAUGAAAGGAACGGAUGGGCUUGGAAUCCAGAUCACCGGAGGCCGAGGAUCGAAGCGUUCUCCUCACGCCAUCAUUAUUGCACGAGUUGAAGAAGGAGGCUCUGCUCACAAGGAUGGUAGACUGAAAGUAGGUGAUGAGCUUCUAAUGAUCAAUGGGCAGUCUUUGGUUGGUCUCUCCCAUCAAGAUGCCGUCGCUCUUCUUCGGUCAGCUGAAGGCCUCGUAUACCUGGUGGUUGCAAGCAGGGAAGGGGCAGAAGAGGAUUUUCUCAGUUACCCAUCGACAAGUUUGCCAGAUUUGAUUAGCACCUGCUCUGUCCAAGAUGCAGCGCCCUGGACUGACAAUAAAGAGAAUGAAGAGCCAGAGAAGGAGGACAAUGACAAAGGAAAGAACCUGGUGCCUGAAGUCCAAGAACCUGCAGCAGAUAUGACAGAUCCAGAUAAAUCUCCUGAUCCUGGUGGUGCAGAUGCGUCCAAAGAAAACUGCCAAAGUCCAACUCUCGGGGGUGGUAUAUUGAAGUACAGGAGCAGAUCUCAAGGGGCGGCAACUCGUUUAGAAUCUGUGGGUGAAGAUGAUGAGUUGACAGUGGAAAAUGGAGAUGUGAAUUAUGAAAUAGCAAUGAAAUAUUCCCGGGGAGGGAGAAAACAUUCUCUUCCACAGCAUCUGGACACAGGAACCAGACAGGAGUACCAUAUUGUUAAGAAAUCUACCCGCUCACUGAGUGCUGCUCAAGUAGAGUAUCCAUGGCGACUAACCCAGCCAUCUAUUAUUUCCAACAUUGUUCUGAUGAAGGGGCAGGGCAAGGGUCUUGGAUUCAGCAUCGUGGGAGGACAGGAUUCUGCUCGGGGGCGCAUGGGAAUUUUUGUGAAGACAAUUUUCCCUAAUGGAGCUGCAGCUGCUGAUGGCAGACUUAAAGAAGGGGAUGAACUCCUAGAAGUUAAUGGAGAAUCCUUACAAGGGCUGACUCACCAAGAAGCCAUUCAGACGUUUAAGCAACUCAAGAAAGGUGUGGUGACCCUCACUGUGCGAACCAGACUUCGCAGCCCAAGCCUUACUCCAUGCCCAACUCCUACAUUACUGAGCCGAUCCAGCUCCCCGAGCUCCAGUGCCAGUGGAGGAACUCCCUUCCCUUCCUCUGAUGAUGGAGACGUUUCUGCAUCAAAUCGUAAGGGGCCAGGACCAAAGGACCGGAUCGUCAUGGAAGUGACUCUCAAUAAAGAACCUUGUGUUGGGCUGGGCAUUGGUGCCUGCUGCCUCACAUUGGAGAACAGCCUUCCUGGUAUAUAUAUUCACAGCCUGGCCCCAGGAUCUGUGGCUAAGAUGGAUGGAAGGUUAAGCCGUGGGGAUCAGAUCCUAGAAGCAGAUUCAAUCAGUCUGCGGCACGCAGCCCUGAGCGAAGCUUAUGCUAUUUUGAGUGAAUGUGGUCCAGGCCCAGUAAGCCUUAUCAUUAGUCGCCAUCCCAACCCAAAGGUUUCUGAACAGGAGAUGGAUGAAGCCAUAGCACGCACCACUCAGAGAGAAAGCAAAGAUGCUUCUUCCCCUCACCCCACAGGGAGCCUGCCAAAAAGUCCAUCCCCGAGUGUGAAGUCUAAACAGACAGAACCUUCCUCACCCUUGAGCUGGACAAUGAAGCGUUUCUUGGAGCCAGCAAGUCGGCAGGGAUCCAUCAAUUCUGAAUCGGAGCUUUCCCAGUACUUCUUACAAGAUGGCGCGAGCCAGUUGUCGCUGUCAGAGACUACAAUAACAGGCUCCAGUGACGAGGAACAACUGCGUCCCAAAAGUGGGAGCAGCUCCCUGGAUGAGAGUUUUCCUUCUCCUGGCAUUCCAACCACCAAAGAAUCAGGCCUAUGUGAUUCGCCCGGCAGUGGAAACUCACCAGGUCCUGUCAACAAGCACAGGGAGAGUACGCCCCGCCAUGUUAGUUUCAGCGACAGCCCCAAAGGUGUGCGGACUGCAUUCCAGAGGCAGAGGAGGAUCGCUUUCUAUGAUGGCGAUGCCAGCGAUGAAGAUGACUUUGGCAAACCAGAUGGUGUUCGAUUUCAAAGGGGGCCAAGGUCCAAAGGCCAGAGGAAGGUGGAGAGUAACUGUGAGGUUACCAGUGCGACGACUCCUGUAGAAGGUGGUGAUACACAUCUGGAGAAAGAAUUGGCAGUAAAUAACCACAGAGAGUCAUCUGUUUGUGGCCGCAGGGAUUCAACAGAAGGCAUCAUGGAGCAUUCAAUGAACUCCCCUUUCCUUGCAGUCAAAUCAUUUGAUUACCCAAAUGUGCCAGAGCAUCACCCAAGUCAUCUGAGCUUGAAGGAUUUCCGAGAGGCACAGCUGGAGUCUAAGAGAUCCCCCAAACUGGAGCAUAAAGCAGUCACGCGAGUGAAAAGCCUGAUGAGCAUCGAGUACCAUGGUGUCCCCAGGCAGAAGAAUGAAGAACAUGGUCCUUGCAACAAGCCCGUCGGGAGGAUGCUUCCACACAUCCGGAAGAGAGAAGCCCAGGAGAGUCCUCUUGGACAAAGCCAUGCUGAAGCAGUUACCUUAACUCGGAAUGAAAAUGAAUCAUUUGGCCUGGAUCUGGAAAUCCAUGCCGCACCCUUAUGUGUCGUGAUAACAAGCUUGCGGCCAGGUGGAGCAGCUGAAAGGGCAUCUAUGGGAAAGCUGUCUGCUGGAGAUGAGAUCCUUUCUAUCAAUGGUAUUCCAGUCCACGGAUUCUCUUAUGAAGAAAUCUGUCACUAUGUACGCUGUCUUCCCACAUCUAUCACACUGGAAGUGCAGAAAGCUGCUUCUGCUAUGAACAGAUUUGCAAAUCUAAUUAUGUCCUCGGAGUCUGAUGAAGCAAUUCAGCUGGACACAAGCAAUGUUCUCAUGAUUGAUGAAGAAAACAAUUUUGCAAAUCGCAAAGAACCUUUGCACAGGGACAGUCCAGGUUCUGUGGCAGGAAGGACAAUGUUGCCAUCUGAUGCCAAGACCAAGGAGAUGCCAACAAAUUCCUUGGAAACAAGCUGUGCCCAGGGCAGCACUGUGAGUCCAUUAUUGGAUGACUUCCUUGGCAAAUUAAAUUCUUCAGAAGAAAAGGAUUCUAAGUGCUUAUUAAUCAGGGACAAGUGUGCCGAGGAAGACGCUUCUGUGAUGGCAGAAGAUGGUUGUUCUAAUUCUCGAUCAGAUAGCAUUAAGAAUGACCUUCCCGGAAGAGCUCUGAAUAAUACAGCGAAUGCACAAGAAAUCUUGGGCUUUUCUGUGUUGGAUUCCAUUAAUACAAACAAGAUUUUCACUGUGAAUCAAACUCGUUUGAGUAACUAUUCUAGAAAUUUUAGCAGUUUAAAUGAAGACACUUUGGUUGGGAUGGAGCGUAAAAAUGACACUCUUCCAAAAUCUAUGUAUGCUGCUGCAGAGGAUUCCAGCUCAGACACUGAAUCUGUAGUUGAAAUGCCUGGACUUGCAGACAGUUCUUUGCUCUUACUGUCUGCUCGUGACAAUCCCUUGGAGACCCAUAACAAUCUUGAGUCAGAUGAGGAGCAAAUUGAAAUUUGCUGUUUGAAUAGUGAGCAGCAGCAGAUUGCUCAAAAAGAGCAGGUCACAUCUACUGCAAAAGGACUUCAUCAUCCACCAGAAUGCAGUCCUUCAGAUAAUAAUUUGGAGGCAGAAGGCAAGGCGGAAAUUGGUUCACUGGAACUGUCCAAUGGGAAAUUCUCACUGGAAGAAUCAAACUCACCAAGGCACCCCAAUAUAGAAUGUAUGGUUCCAUCCACAUCCUUUCAUUCUCAGGUUUCUCCACCAGGGAUAGAUAGAUUAGAUCAUCUGGUGGGUGACAAUGCAGGUUACUCUUUCCAUGACAAUGGUGCCUUAAGGAGAGGAGGAAGGGUUAGCUCAGAGAGCAGAGAGAUGCUUAUGGAAACAUGUGGGACUUGCAAAACUGAUGCACAAGAAAUGCAUUUGUUCAUGACAAGAAACAUCAAUGGUUGGGACAGCAACCUUCUAGACAAAGAUGAACAGAUUAAAAAGCAAAGAUCAAAUACAGAAAAUGAAUUAGGAUCAGAUUCCAGCAGUCAUACAAGUGGCUAUCCUUCUACUUUAACAAAGAAGGGAACCAGUGAUUCAGCACACUUGAGUAAACCAGACAGCAAUCCUGUGGACUGUGCAUCACAGAGAACAGGGUGCAGCUCCAGAUCUCCUCUUUUGACAAAAUCAAAAGAUCUGAGUAAGGCCACUGCUGCUCAUGAAUUACCAGGGAAGAAUGAAAAGAUAAAUGCUCUUCCUGCCUCUAAGUGUUCAAAUUCAAAAACUCAAAGCUCUGGCCAAGGCAAAGGCAUUACAGUCCCGCACAGUCCAUCCUCUUCAAAAAAAUUGCAUCAGGAAACCAGAGGAAUUCCCCAGAAGAGUCUUGCAGAUACUCUUUCAAAUAAUCAACGCAACAAACCAGGGCCAAAGUUAAAGGGUCUUACUAUUAAAAGUAAGACCAAGACAAAUCCAGAUGCCCCUAGCACUGUUCCUGCAAAAGGUGGUGGCAUUGAUCAGAAAAAGACUUCCCUGCCUGUUCAUUUGUCACCCAGACUUCUUACAAGAAAAGUCACACAUAUGGAACCACCUAGCAGGAGCCUUACAACAGGUUCCAGGACUCUUCAACAGGAUGAGGAUAAUAAACCAUCUUUAGUAGUGCCUCAGGAAUCACCUUCACCUCUGUUGAAUGGUGACAGCAACACUGUGAAAAACAAUAAAGGUAUAUCCAUUAGUAAUUCACAGCCAAGUGAAGAUGGAAUGGCAGAGGAUCCUGCAAAGGAAAAAGAAACACCAGUCUCAAUGUGGGUGUCCAGGAACAGUGAAAAGAAAGAUACGGCUGAUGCUGAGGACUACCAAACAAGAGAAGGUUCUCCUCAGAUCAACACACCUUCCAAAAUUACAACCAAGAGUGAUUGUCUGAGUGACAGAACUGAAAACCAUAGAAUGGGCAUGAAUUUGGUGAAUCAUGGUGGAUGUGAAUUUGACCCAUUAGAUUCUGAAAACAUUGGGUCUUCUAAAAAAGAUCCUUCUGGUUUUCUUUAUCCUUCAGCUAGGCAGGAGCAGACAGGUCAGGAAAUCCAACGCACUUUCAUUGAGGUGAGAUUAUCUUCCUCCUCCUCCACACCAUCCUCUUUAAUUCCAGAGGCAUCUCUGGAAAAAGAGGACAGUCACAAUAAGAACAACCAGCUAGGAAAUGUGAUGCAGAAUUUGAGGCAGAAAGCUUUUGAGGAAGAAAAUGCACACACGCUGUUAAAACCUGUGACGAGGACAUACUCAAUGCCUGCUCAGUUAUCAAAUCAUAUGAGGGAGGAGAGCAAUGCUAUGGAUUCUCCAUCACAACAUGUCCAGGAUAUUCUGAGCAAUGUUUCAGGUGAAAAAUACCCUCAUUCAGAGAUGGGUAUGCUGAAAAUUGUCCAUCUCAGUCUGAUGAAUGGCCAGGGCACCCAAGGUGGAAAAGAGACAUCUCAUAGUAUCUCAAAAUCGAGCACCCAAGACUUGCCCUUGCCUAGUGACAGCAGCAGUCGCAUUGCGGAGAAGUUAAAAACUUGUCGGAGAAAUUAUUACUAUUAUGAACUCAACUGGCCACACGAUCCCAUUUCGUCUUUCUCAGUGAAACAGAGAAUUAAAUCUUUUGAGAACCUUGCCAAUUUCGACAGGCCUAUGGUCAAAGCCAUAGACAUACAUUCUACCUCUCUCAGCUCUAAGCUUCCCAUCGGGAGAAGGUUGUCAGGUGGAGUUUCUGCCGUUUCAGCUACCAGCGUGAACGAUGCCGUCCAGGCACUGAGACGAAGCUUGAGCUCCUACUGUGAAAGUGAAGCUCCAGCAUCGCCACGGAUGACAAAAUCCUCCACUAGCGCUGCAUUAAUGCAUCUGCAGCAGAAUUCCACUGAGGACAGCAAGGAUGAUGCUCACAUGGAGAAGUGUGAAAAGGGCGGUGCUUUGGAAAGUGCAGAUAGUUUGCCACUGUCUGCCACCAAUGCUCGAAGAAGCCGGACCUCAGGGGGGCACAUCAGACACACACCUUUAUCCCGCUCCAAACUCCGGGAGCUGAGGGCCUUGAGCAUGCCAGACCUCGACAAGCUGUGUAGCGAGGACUUCUCUAUGGAGUCCAAAUCUGCCCACUUCAAGACAGAAAUGGAAGUCACCCCUGCAACCAGACCUCUUGGCCUUCCCAUCGAAAGCAUUUCCAGUUUGAAUGAAUGUGCCGAGCAAUCCAGUCUUGUGAUGGCAAAUAGGCAGCAUUCCAAAGACAGCAGUCCCUGGACCAGUGGUUCUGGCACUCCUGGAUCAGCAUCCGACGAGGAAGUGGUACAGCAUGAUACCAGCACUCAGAUGCACUCAGGGAAAAGCUGGUCAAUCAGCUUGGAUCAACUCUUGGUCUCCACUCUGGACCAGCAGAAACUGCAAUCAAUUUUGUCUUCAGUGACAACAAAAUGUGACAUUUUUUCACUACUUCAGGAGGCCAAAGCACAAGCAGAGUGCAAAGAAGAUGUUUACUUUGUAGUCUUGAAUAAAGAGGAAGGAUCUGGCCUGGGAUUCAGCGUUGCUGGUGGAGUAGACCUGGAACAAAAAUCAAUCAUCGUCCAUCGUGUGUUUUCAAAGGGGGUGGCAUCCCAGGAAGGGAUCAUCCAUCGCGGAGACCUCAUCCUUUCCAUCAAUGGCGUUUGUCUUGCGGGUUCGGUGCACGGAGACGUGCUCAAUGCUCUUCACCAGGCCCGGCUGCACAAAUAUGCCAUUGUUGUCAUCAAGAAGGAGAAAGAUGGAGAAAAUAUCUCUUCUUCCAAGCCUGAAAUAUGUGCUCCUGGAAGACAAACUUUGGUGGCAGUGAAAGCUGCAGUGAUGGGGAAAGGAGCAGGUCCAAGCAGAGAGCUGAAUGAUGUCAUUUGUGUGGAACUUUUGAAGACAUCUGCUGGCUUGGGAUUCAGUCUAGAUGGAGGAAAAGCUUCAAUCUGUGGAGACAGACCUUUACUUAUCAAAAGAAUAUUCAAAGGUGGCGCUGCAGAACAAGCUGGAAAGCUGGAAGCUGGAGAUGAAAUUCUUUCCAUUGGAGGAAAAUCCCUGCUCGGACUCAUGCAUUAUGAUGCCUGGAAUAUCAUUAAAUCUGUCGCAGAGGGGCCUGUGCAAUUGCUUAUCAGAAAGCAUCAGCCUCCAGUAUGAUGGGUGUAGUCCCAUCCAGCUAAACGUACCUUUUGAGCGGGCACUUCCAAGCAGUGUAUACCGGAACUAGGACACAUAUUUCAGAAGUUGAGUCUCAGUGAUUCAGUGGCAUUGAUCUACAGGAGAAUGUUUCAUUCAGCUAAGGAACGUCAAGAUACAUCAGCCAGGAAUACAUGCCUGCCAGUGUGCUAUUGUUUUAAAAAUGGCAAGGACAUUGUUCCCCACCAGGAUGGAAGAAAUCAAAGUGCCACAGACUUUUCCAAUAGGCUACAUGAACUUCUGUUACCUGAAUUUUCGCAGUCCUGGAGAUUUCCUGAGGAAUCACCUGUGUGGAGCUGCACCAAAGGCAGGUUAUUUUGUUCAGGGCUGAACUCAAGUCAGGACUCAACCUUGGAAUCUGUUUUCAGUACAAGGGCUCUGCUCCGUAAUAUGUGAAGAGAAUACAUUCGAGCACGUGCAGAGUGCACUUGACACAUCACCUGGGCAACCCCAACCAAGCUCACAUAUCUGGAAUUGUGGUGGCAGGGAAGGGUUUUAGGUCAGAGGGUGGGACUGCCAGGCAACUUGACUUCUCCCACCCCAUUUUAGAAAUCACUUACUGGCUAUGUGUGACUUUGCACUUGCCAUAUAGAUGGCACAUUGAUGGUACUUUGCAUAGACAACAUGGGAGAACUCAGUAGCACCUACAAAAAAUAGUCUCUGGUUUCUUCCUGCUACAGUCAGAGGAUUCAAGUGUCCUCUUUGGAGCCACCCAACUAUUACAUGACAAGAUUGUUUCCAGUGUCUUGGAACAGAGCAUAACUUGGUGGUAGAGUACUGUACAUCCUUUGCAUGAAUGACCUCCCAGUUCCAGUCCCUGGCAUCUCCAGUUAAAAGUUCUUAGGUACCAGAGCUAGGAAGAACCAUUGCCUGAGACCAUGGAAUGCUGCUGAUAUUCAGAGUAGGCAGUUCUGGGCUAGACAGACCAAUAGUCUGGCUUGUAUAUGGCGGAUUCAUAUGGGGGCCUCAAAAGGAACCUCAGGUUUAGUGGCAACCUCGUCCUCAUUCUCCCUGUUGCGAAAUCACAGCAUUUCAGUGCCCAAAGAAGAAGACGUGGCAUAAUUUUUAUACCUGGGAACUAUUUAUUGGUACAUUUAUUGGGAAGUGUAUGUUGGUGAAUUUUUUAAAAUCAAUUUUUUUAGUUGUGUGUUCUUGACAUUGUUACUCUUUGCAAGGUGAGAGAGGAAACUUGCCUUCUGUUUGUGAGAAGUGAGAUUUUCUGGCCAUAUUGCAUAGUUUUGUUUUCAGGUGACUUGUGGUCCUUCAUUGAUUUAUUAAAAAUAGGACAAUCUUUGGAACAUUUUUACUAAGGCUGCAACCUUAAACACACUUCCUAGGGAGUAAACCCCAUUAAACACCAUGGAACUUACUUCCAAAUAGAAUUACACUACACUUGGUUCCUUUGGCUUUUAAAUAAAAAUAAAAAUAAAAAUGGUAUGAAACAAAGCUUGCACAACUUUGGGAAACCAGAACUGCAAAUGCUUUUUACCAUGGAAUUCUGAACUCUGUUUAAAUAUAUAUGAAUACACAUCUAAAUAAGCAACUUGUAUUAAGUCACUAAUAAUUGAAUAUCAGACUGGAGGAAACCAUGAAGAGAGAGAUUUGUCCUAGUUGGAUAUUUUAUUCCAAACAGUUGGAGCCUUUCUGCAAGGGGAGAUACAAACUCUUUUGAGAUACACAAGUGAAUGAUCAAAAUUUUCAAGCUUGGAGGCCUAUAGUUAAAUAAUUGGAAAUUAGAUGACCUGGCUUUCAGAAGAAAUGGAGCUUACAUCAUUUCCUAUAAUGGCAAGGGAAAUGUCUGCCUUUAUCAAACUGGUCUGGUAUCCAGUUAUACUUCUGUAUAAUCAGAAUGUUAAAAUAACCGAAAAACUGUUUGCUUAAACUAAGUUGUAAGGGGUGAAAGGAUAAAGACACAAGAAAUUUGAAUAAUUGGGAGAUUUCAAAAACCCAGACUGCUUGGAGAAAGAUUCUGCACAUGUAAAUUCUGAGUGGCCAUAUUUUCUGCUGGUUCUAUGCUAAAAUCAUGUUUUUGUAGUAUAUUGUGUGUGCAUAUACAUAUAGGCAAUUACUGGGUUUGCUGAUAUGGAUAGAGUGUUGUGACACUUACAUGUUGUUGCCCCCGCCCCCACACCAAGGGGAAUUCAGAUAUGGAAGGACACUUCCAGACAUGUGGCCAGUGUGAAGGCAGCUGUACACCCACCACUGCAGCAUGAUGCUCAAUGAGGUCAAUCAAAGUGGCUAGAUGUAUCUUUCCAGGAAGUUGGGGAGAUCCAUGGCCCCCAGUUGUUCUUCAUGGCUGGUUACCAGAGCCAGACUGAAGCCUUUGUGUGUAGUUCAGAGUUCAUUUUUUAAAAUGUGUGUGCAUAAUAAUACGCUCCAGAGCAUCACAAGCACUUACCUUUAAUGUUGCACACAGAGUCAAAUCACAUAUCUGACAAGUUGUUUUGAUGUGUACGUUAUUUUAGGCACAGAGAUUUUUGUAGAUAGAAUAGUUAUUUUUUUCUAAAGCAGGGGUGACUGAAAAAUACACAGGUGUCAAAGUAAAAUCACGAUGCCUAAAAACAGAGGGGGAAACUAGUUUGUUCCUAUUGCCUUAAUUUGCCAUCAGAGAUAGCUACAAAAUCCCAGGUCACGCCAAUGCUGAAUAACAAGUAGGUUUUUAAAAUCCAAACUUUUGCAAAUGGCUUCUGUAUUUAUGAGAGAGUCUUCCAUUUCAUUCCAGCCUUAUAUUGUGUGGUUGUAUUUUAUAUGUUUGUUUGUCUGAAUGUAUAGUUUGCCUACCAUAAAGGCGUGGCAUGAGUAGUCUCCCUUCAAAUGUUUCUUCCAUUACCAGUCUUGAAAUAGUGUAAUUCCCCACCUCCAAUCAGAAAUUUCUUUUUAAAGCCCUCUUGAAGAAAGAAAGAAAGAAAGAAAGAAAGAAAGAAAGAAAGAAAGAAAGAAAGAAAGCAUCCAGCCCAAGGAAGAGUUCUAAGCAACUUGAGAAAUUUUUGCCUUUCUUUGUGAACAUUGGGUGAGCCUGUUAACAGAAUAUUUUACUGAUCCCACAACUCUAGAAUGGCUCUAAAUGGAACUUUUAAAUGGCUCUAAACAAACUGGUAAAAGAAGAGAGCAAUUCGGUAAAAAAUAAUGGCUUACAUCCUGUGCAGUGUUAUGGAGCCAUGUUAUGGGGCUUCUAAGGAAGCCCCAGUGCUUUUCUGAAACAACAGCCCAACAGUUUCCCCCGUUGUCAUGAAUGGGGAAAACUGGGGGACCACUGCCCCAGAAGACUGUCAGAGCUGCCUUAGAAAUCUGCAGCAACCCCGGGGAACAGUGUUAUGGGUCAAUAACUCUGCACAUCACGUAUGUCAAUGCCUGUAAUCCAGUGCUUAAUUACUUCUGAUCUUUUAACCCGUUUUCCAAAUUGCAGCCCGUUUAUGAUGUCCUAGGAAGCUCAGUUGGAGCCACUGAAUCUCGUGCAAGUCCCUAUCUGAAUAGGUACCAACCAGCUUCCAUCUGUGAUGCAGAGGAUUUUGCUUUUAUGAUGACUAGUUAAAGGCCUCUGACACUUCACAGGCAAAGGGAGGACUGCUGCUGAAAUGCUGCAGCCUUCCUCCUCCUGUUGCCUUUCCUUUGUUCUCUGUCCCCUACCUUCAGCUCCUAUCCCAUAUUCCAGCUGUUCUCAAACUUGGGUCCUCAGAUGUUGUUGGUAUUACAACUCCUACCAUCCCCUGCCACAAGGGCAGCUGGGCAAUGUGUCAGGGGCUGAUGGGAGUUGUAGUCCAACAACAACUGGGGACCCAAGUCUGAGAGCGAACACCUCCUGUAUUCCAUUCAGCACUGCACUCCCCGAUGUUAAGCACUUGACAAAGUGAUGGAGUGCUGGGAACUGGCUGUUAUAUACACUGAUAUACAGUACCAAUCAUUAGCUAAUUUAGAUUUCUAAACUGUAACAGUGUGUUAGUUUUUCCUCCCAGAGACGGGGGAACCCCCCAGCUUCUCAAUCCAAUUUUUAAGGUUUAUUAAAAUGAUGGCUGCCAGCAGCAUACAAAUGCUUUCAUCCUGAAUAAAGCAGGAUUUAAAAUAGGAAGAUGUUUCAUGUGAGCAUUUGCCAUCAUUAACGUGAAGUGUGUCUGGAAAAUGAGGCAUAAUACACCAUGGUUUUGUAAACAUUACAAGUCAUUACAAGAGAAUUUUUCAGAAGAUAUUCAAAUUGUUUGCAGACAGUCUUGCAGUUCCCAUCUGUUAGGUCUGUUUGUUAAACACAACGAGAGGAGAUUAUGUCAUAAAAUGCUGAAUAUAGUUUAAGAGGUAUAAUGAAUUUAAUGUCUAUGCUGAUCUGUAAACUUAUUCUGGAUAUACAUGAUAUUGUUCUCUAUUACUGUUAAACCUUUUACUUAAUUUAAUAGUAACCCUUUGUGUGGUGAUUCAUUACCAAAAAACAAACAUUUCUUUUGAUUCAAUUGAACUGAAAUUGGCAUAUUCAAAAUCUGUCUGUACUACAUACAACAGGAAAUCCACCUUCCAGGAAACCAGUUUAGUAAGGAGAUGAUUAGUCAUAUGCCACACAUCUUCACCAUAUUUGAUGUAAAUGAAGUUUAUUUGUACAGUAUAUGAACAUAAGGAUGAAAGUGGAGAGCACACUCAAUAAGAAACCAGACUCACAGCCUCUAGUCACACAAGCAGUAGAAAAGAUCAUAAGUCUGUAGAUUGUUCCACUUCAGGCUGCAGCUGAGGUGGUCACAGGAUGGAACUUUAUUCCACUAAAAAGAAAAAGGAUUCCCUGUACCAAGAAAAUGAACUGGUCAAGGAGAAGGCUUUUAGCCUAUCCAUUUCCCUGACAUGCUAGUUUUCCACAUGCAGAGAAUUUUUUCUCACAUGGAAGCAUUCAACUAUGUUAUUCCUCACCAGCAAUCUGAGUCAUAUAACAUCCAAACACAGGUCAUUUGCUGUUUGUAUGUACUAGGCCACAAUUUAGCUAUGUGUGUGUGUUUUUUAAGUGUGACACACUACUUGUAUGAUAUUGUAUAUUGACACCAUUAUUUAUAUAAAUAUAUCCUUUGUGUUGAGAUCAUUUUAAAAAUGCCUUGUUGUUAUAAGAGAAGUGCAAUAAUAGGAAUUAGACUGUACUUUUUCUAAAGGUUGCUUUGCCCCAUUUGCAUCUCAGUAAAUCCUCCUCCUCCCCGAUUCCCCCAUUUUUUAGUGAUUUUUUGAAAAUAAACAUGAGGCUUAGUACUGCUC